AUGAUGCGAGUGGUAUUGAUCGUCCGUGUCCGGAUCAAUGGAGAGACAGAAAGACCACUCUGGCAGACGACGAGCUUCGGGAGGACUAAAGAAUCUUCGGACCUGUUCAAGCGCCAGAUCAGUGCCGGUCCAGCGUUCAACCUGACACCAACACAACUCUCGCCCACACGCGUUCCCACUUCACAACACGCCAUGGCUCGACCUCCUGAAAUGACCCAUCUCGUUGGUCGAACUAAGUCCUCUCCGUCCGAUCACGCUCGUGCCCUGAUGACCCAAUCUGCUAUCCGCGGUCAGUUCAACGAGGCGGUUGUCCUAGACGAUCCGGAUACAAUGGAUCUAUUCGAUUCACCUGCACGUCUUGCCUGCCCACGUCCCAUGGUUUCCAUCUCUCCAGAACAUGCCCCACGCUACUUUGCCGAUCCUCGUUUCGUCGCUUCGGACCAGCAUCAUCGAACCAGUUUGGAUCGGGGACAUGCAAAUCGGUUACAUGAAUCGUUUGAAUUAUCUCGUGAUUCGGGAGCUUCGUAUCCAUCCUCCACGUCCUCUAUGACCCAAUCCGUUUUCUUCCCGUCAGAUUCUGCCUGGAUGGCUUCUGGACACCAUGCCUAUGAUGGAGGUCAAUCAUCUACAACUGCCAGUACCGCGGCUUCAGCGUCCGGGAGGAGACGACGUGUACGACAGGGUGUGAUGCGAUCACAUAGUCAGCGAGCUGCGGAGCUGUUCGAUCCCAGAUUCAUGGGUGGUGGAACAGUCCCUGAACCGCAAGGUUUUGCCUUCUCCCCGGCAUUCUACCAACGCAGCAUCAGUCACACAGUUCCUUUGGAAGCAAUGGGACCAGAUAUGGCUUGGCCUCCCGUACUUGCCCAGUGGCACCAUCGACGUCCCGUGGCUGGCGAUCCAAACCUGUUCACUUCUCAGCCCCUAGAUGCGGGGGUCGUUCGAAAAGAGCGCAUUUUGUGUGGAGGACGUUCUUCGAAUGAUUUAAUUCAUGUAAACCGGACAAAACACGGUCAUCCUCAACAUCAUCAUAGCGCCUCUGCCAUUUACGAGUGUCUAGAGGAACAACCGUGA
Molecule: messenger RNA, 1071 nt
Organism: Echinostoma caproni
Lineage: Eukaryota; Metazoa; Platyhelminthes; Trematoda; Plagiorchiida; Echinostomatidae
Source: the annotation of a GenBank genome assembly